CCGAUCAGUAACCGAGUACCGAGUGAUAGAAGUGAUCGAACAUGAUAGGCAAGAGAUUAGACGUGUUACUGCUGUUGCUGCUGCUGCUCACCGCGUGCCUUAUCGUCAUCGUGACCAACGCCUCGCCACUGCCUGAUAGCAAUGAUGUGGCAACGUUGGAACAGCAUGGUUUUACGCCAGCAACCGAACUAGCAGCUGGUUCCGUGGACCACGAUCGUUGCUGCCUCGGGGCGAUAAAGCCAAUCGUGCUGACCGCGAAACCCAGAUACAAGUACGUGGUAGUGCCACCCCUCAGCAUAAACUGAAACCCGUGGAGCGGUGAAGUCAGUGUAGGACGCCAUCUUGUGCCGAGUGUGAAGACAAAGAGAGUGAAGAGCAAAUAGACGAACUGGCGAGCUCAUUUCUGA
This is a messenger RNA of Anopheles aquasalis, 407 nucleotides long. RefSeq lists its product as uncharacterized. NCBI's taxonomy places the organism in Eukaryota, Metazoa, Arthropoda, Insecta, Diptera, Culicidae. The record is from RefSeq and is a predicted model, not a curated record.